CCAACAUAAAACACAUCGUGACGUUCAGUCGACUGAUCCGAACUGUUACGUAUCAGCGCACCACGUGACGCCGCCUGCAUCGCUUUUUACGCGGGAAUCCUCCAGCGUGGAGCGUGUUAUUCCAGCAGCUCCGUUCAUUAUUCAAGCCUUUUAGUUUCACUUUUCCACAAGUGAGCAGGUGCAGUCAGGUGAGAUGCUGAGCUCCAAGCUGCUGACUCUGGUGCUGGUGGUGCAGCCGGGCAGGGUGCUGCUGGGCAUGAAGAAGAGGGGCUUUGGAGCUGGCAAGUGGAACGGGUUUGGCGGCAAAGUUCAACAUGGAGAGACCAUUGAGGAUGGUGCCAGGAGAGAGCUUCAGGAAGAAAGUGGUCUGACGGUGGAUGUGCUUGAGAAGGUUGGAAAUAUCAAAUUUGAAUUUGUCGGAGAAGUGGAGCUGCUCGAUGUCCACGUUUUCAGAGCCGACGCUUAUAACGGAGAGCCAACAGAAUCAGAGGAAAUGCGGCCUCAGUGGUUUGAAUGUGAUAAAAUUCCCUUCAGUCAGAUGUGGCCUGAUGAUAUCAUGUGGUUCCCUCUGAUGCUUCAGAAGAAGAAAUUUGUUGGAUACUUCAAGUUUCAGGGUCAUGAUGUGAUUCUCAGCCACAAACUGGAGGAGGUGGAGGAGUUCUGAUGAGAAAUAAUCUGGCUGUCGCUGAUGGCAUUUAUGUCUGGGACCAAAAAAAGAAAAAAAAAAUGCUCAGCCUUCCAAGAUUUGACGGCGAUUACUGGAGAAAGCCCACUGUUAAUGUUCUUGUCCAGGUUUAUUUAGUGGGAGUUGAACGAGAACUGUUACCUGUUUGGUUGGAGCGUUGACAUGUUGUGUGACUAAUUCUUUUCUGUAAACCUUUUUCCUUUUUCAGGUGAAUCAAAGCAGCAAUAUAUUGAAAGAAAUGUCCAUUUUGUCAUUUUAUUUUGAGAAUAACUGAUUGAAGACAAUUCAGCAGACUUCUUACAUGGAAUAUGUACACUAUUUACAAUUCUGAUUUCAUUGGGUUUCGUAUUCUGUGCAGCUUUGCUUGAUCCCAGAAUCGAGAUGAUUGCCAAAAUGUGUGUCAUACUGUAUGUACUGUAUUUAAAGUUGUUUCAGAAAAUACAUGUGCACAUAUCCUGA
This is a messenger RNA of Stegastes partitus (bicolor damselfish), 1144 nucleotides long. RefSeq names its product nudix (nucleoside diphosphate linked moiety X)-type motif 1 (gene nudt1). The transcript has 4 exons. Bases 194 to 664 code for a protein of 156 amino acids. Lineage: Eukaryota; Metazoa; Chordata; Actinopteri; Pomacentridae. Gene Ontology annotation, molecular function: 8-oxo-7,8-dihydroguanosine triphosphate pyrophosphatase activity. Gene Ontology annotation, biological process: DNA protection. The record is from RefSeq and is a predicted model, not a curated record. Gene Ontology annotation, cellular component: cytoplasm.